Molecule: messenger RNA, 1360 nt
Organism: Durotheca rogersii
Lineage: Eukaryota; Fungi; Ascomycota; Sordariomycetes; Xylariales; Xylariaceae
Exons: 5
Coding region: 336-1241 (301 amino acids)
Source: RefSeq, a predicted model, not a curated record
AGUCUGCUCCGACUAUCCCGCCGCGUAUAUUUCAUAUCCCUAUAUGCUGCGGGUUUGCCUUGGAUCGACGCAGUUGUUCCGUCCUCGCACCCUCCGUAAUCGCUCACCAUCGAUGGGGACGGCGAAGAUGAGAUGAUGUUGGUUGUUGAGAUGAUUGGAUUUAUAAUCUUCUCGUCGGGAUUUGAUUUAUAAGCAGUCGACGCAGCUCGUUUUGGGAGCUAAAAGUUGAAGCGCCUUUAGGCUUCUACUUUCACGCGGUCCACGAUGGGAGAAUCGGUAACUUGGCAGACCACUAGCUGGCGGGUUGCUGGUGGACCCGCGCAACCAGGCUCUGCAUGCCUCGCCACAUCACCGUUGUUCCCGCCUCGACGAAGGCCGGCAGGGAGACGAUCCGCGUGCUUUUAGCAUCCGAAAGCAAGCCUCUGGUCCGUGGCAUAUAUCGAGAUACCUCCAAAGUGCCGGCUGAGUUCGCCAGCCACUCGAAUUUUGAGGCAGUCCAGGGCGACGUGGGAACCGGCGCUGGGCUCGACUUCAGUCGCUCGGACGCCGUCUUUUACAUCCCGCCGCCGAUAUAUGACGGCACCGAUCAGGGAGAGUGGGCGACCCAGACAGCCACUAACGUGAAGAGUGCCCUCGAGAGCGCUCCGAAUGUGCAGAGACUUCUUCUCUUCUCUUCCGUAGGGUCCCAGUAUAAUCACGGCGUUGGGAUCUUGCGCCUGAAUCAUAUCUCUGAUAAGAUUCUCGAGAAUUCCGUGCCCGAGGUCCUUAUAAUCCGGCCUGGCUACUUCCACGAGGACUGGGCUCAUCUGCUUGAGAUAGCGAAGGCAGACCCGCCUGUCCUUGAGUCCUGGCUGACGCCUCUCGAGCACAAGGUUCCUAUGGUUGGCCUCCAGGACAUCGGCGAAACCUGCGCGGAAACUUUGCUCGCUGAAUCAACCAAGCCUAGCCCCUAUUAUUUCAAGCUGUUCGGUCCCCGGCACUAUGGCUCCCUGGACCUCAGGAGCGCGGUCGAGGAAAUCACCGGAAAGGAGGUUCAGUUGAAAAUCGUCGAGAGGGGGGAACUCCCCAGCUUCUUCGCGAAGCUGCUGCCGCCGACGUAUGUGCAGGAAUUGGUCGACAUGACGACGGCUGUAUUGCCCGGCGGGACGAUGGCGGGAGAUUUCGAAUACGAUGAAGGGACCGUCAGAGGACGAGUGGAGUUGGUUGAUAGCUUGCGCAAGCUGUACACUAAGGAGAAAUAGGAAGCUCCUGUAGACGCAGCAUGCCAACACGUCUAGAAUCUGUGAACUAAAUACAUAUAGCAGACAUUAAUAGCAAGGUAAUUAUACCGGGGGCAGCGUUCGCGCGCAAACGCACGCGC